Molecule: messenger RNA, 1977 nt
Organism: Puntigrus tetrazona (Sumatra barb)
Lineage: Eukaryota; Metazoa; Chordata; Actinopteri; Cypriniformes; Cyprinidae
Gene: sdc3
Product: syndecan 3
Exons: 5
Coding region: 312-1550 (412 amino acids)
Biological process (GO): cell migration
Cellular component (GO): membrane; cell surface
Source: RefSeq, a predicted model, not a curated record
AGAGAGAAAGAGAGAGAGAGAGAGAGAGAGAGAGAGAGGAGUUCUGGUCUUCCCUGCUCCCAUACCCAUCAGCUCUCAGCCACUCAAGUCAGACCAGAGGGGACGAAAUCGCACGAGCUGCUCCUCCUCGGUCUUCGCGUGCUUUUGCGGGAAUCUGAGCGUGCCGACGCUAGACGGAUGUGCCGACGAAAGCGCCUGCCCUGAAGUUGGAUACCGAAAACCGAGCGAAAGGUUUACUCCUAGCCUAGACCCUCGAAGAGGAGCGCGGAGACGAGAGCGGCAGCCCCGUGUUUUGCUGUGUUCGGAGCACCAUGGAGCUCCCGUGCUGGAUGGCGCUGGCGCUGCUGCUGCUGGCGCAGACCGCACUGGCACAGCGUCACUAUUAUCGACCAAGCGAUGAUGAGAGUUCUGGAGAUGGAUUUUUCGAUGAUGAGGACUUAUUCUCCGGAUCCGGCUCUGGCUUUCCAGAUAUGGACGUUAGUCCAACUGCAGCAAGUGUGGCGGUCACUACAGAAGAGCCCCUCCCACUUUCCACCACGCAGGCCACUGGCCCCGCCCCCUCGGCCUCCCCUGCCGCUGAGCCAAGUAGCCCACCUCCACCUGAGGUGGAACGCGAGAGCGGCUUGGGACAAGAUGUAGACAAAGAAAGCAAACUGGAGAGAGAGAUUGAGAAAAAGUGGGAGGAACUUGAGGAGGAGGAACUGGAAUCAAAGAUUACAACAACAGGGUUGGAUGCCGAUAAAGUGCAAGAAGGAGAGGAGGAACAAGAGAGGUCGAAAGCUACGGUUGCCCCCCGACUGACUGAUGUUCCUCUAGUGUUUGUGGACUCAUCUACUGCUCUGGAUGAGACCACAGUGGCCACUAGUGACCCGGAGGACCUCGCCGCCACAGAAGAAGAGGAGGAUCUAUACAUUACGACAGAAACCAUGAUGUUAGAGGCAUCCAGCACACAAGAAACGACAACAGAUGACAUUACAACAACCGAGGUCAUCUCAACCACCGUAGCGUCCACCACUGCUAAGCCAACCAGACCACGUCCUGCCCCGACCACCCCGAGCACCGCCCCGGUACGACCCCGGAGACCACACACUACCCCCAGCAGAGCCGUCCCGACUGAGAGCAACACCCGUUCAGCGAUGACCACGACGCAGACACAAACACCAGAUGAAACUGUAAAUAAUGAAGUUGCAGGACCAAGUCCAAGUGGUGAUUUUGAAAUCCGCGAGAAUGAAGGUCGCCAAGGCAACGAGGUCAGGAGAGGCAAAGUGGAGCCCGGCGUGGCGGGAGAACCAGAUCUGACUGGAAACACAGUAGAUGCUGCUGGAAGCUCAGCUGCUCAACUUCCACAGAAGAACAUCCUUGAGAGGAAGGAAGUUUUGAUAGCGGUGAUUGUCGGAGGUGUAGUUGGAGCACUCUUCGCAGCAUUCCUCGUAAUGUUACUCGUGUACCGGAUGAAAAAGAAAGAUGAAGGCAGCUACACGUUGGAGGAGCCUAAACAAGCCACCGUCACCUACCAGAAACCAGACAAGCAGGAAGAGUUCUACGCCUAACAUCCAUAUGUUCAUCCUCGUUCAUCUCUCCAACCUUGUCCCGUCUCUAUCUGACCCUCCCUUCCUUCUUUUCAUCUCACCUCUUUUCCUUUGAUCCCUUUCUUCCCUCGUUUCCCCAUGAGAGUGCCUCUCAUUCCACGGACUCGGAACUUUCUUUUCAAAAAAAAAAAAAAAAAAACUGAAAAAGAUCAAUGUAGAAAAAAUGCAAUUGGUUGUGGGUGGGGCUUGGGGGGGGGGGGGGGGGGCCAGAGGGCGGGACGUGAGUCUACACUACACAGAGAAAAAAACUUUUUUAAGAACAUGUUAUUAUUGAUAUGUUUAGGAUCGUUGUUCUAUGAAAUUAUGACCUGAAUCCUUUUUUUUGUAAAGACACUGCGUUUCAGAUGUGUUUCCUGCACAAUAUUAUGGGAGCAAAAAAAAACAAAAA